This is a messenger RNA of Sphaerodactylus townsendi, 1519 nucleotides long. RefSeq names its product taste receptor type 2 member 3-like. Bases 150 to 1136 code for a protein of 328 amino acids. Gene Ontology annotation, molecular function: G protein-coupled peptide receptor activity. The record is from RefSeq and is a predicted model, not a curated record. The transcript has a single exon. NCBI's taxonomy places the organism in Eukaryota, Metazoa, Chordata, Lepidosauria, Squamata, Sphaerodactylidae. Gene Ontology annotation, cellular component: membrane. Gene Ontology annotation, biological process: neuropeptide signaling pathway.
AUUGUGCUCUCUUUUCUUUGGCAUGAUACACACUGUGAAAAUUCACCAGAGAGAGGUAAAAUGCCUUUGCUUCUGGUGAAAUCUUUUACAAGGGUUCAUGAACUGCAAAAGCUCAGAAUAGACCAGGAAAAACUGGAAAGCUAAAAACCAUGGACCUGAAUGCUGGUACCUUGGAAAUAGUUGUCUGUGUUAUUUUGAUUUCCCUCAGUGUGGCUGGUAAUCUAUUGUUGAUUUAUUACACAAAGAGAUGCAUUGGUGAGCAUUUGCGAAUCUCAUUCAUACUUAUUUUCAAUCUUGCAUUUGACCAUAUUGUACGCAACUUGGUAGUGAAUGUCUUGAAGAUUGUUUAUGUCUCUGGUGUUGGGUUGGAUUCAGCCAGCUGCAAAGUUCUCAUGUUCACAACAAUUUUUACUAUGUCUCUUGCCAUAUGGUUCACAUUAUACAUUGCUUUGCUGUACUGUUUUAAAUUGUAUCGAGUGGUGCACCCUCCGGUUGAAGCUGCGAGCACAAACCAUCGCAAGUGUCACAUGGUCCUAGUUUUUGUUCUUUGGGUUGCUGGUUUUGCAGUUUGCUCUCCGGUUUUACUAUAUACAGAAAAGACUGGAAAUCUAACUGGAGAAAAUAAGACUUAUCAGCAGCAUAGCAUUUUGAAUUAUUCUGAAUGCAAGACUGAAUAUCGAAAUGAACAACUAGAGUUUUUAUAUGGAAAAAUAUUUCUAGCGGCUGCUGAUCUUCUCCCAUUGAUAAUUUUACUCCUCGUUGGUUUCCGAAUAUUUCAUCUCCUUUGGGAACAUAAAAGGGCAACUUAUGGUGACAUAUGGAUUGGGGAUGACACUACUGAAACUGAGGUCCUCAGAGCAUGUAAACUUGUCCUGGCGUUAAUACUUCUUAUUGCCUCCUUCUGGAUUUCUCAUUUCAUCCUAAUGUAUUACUGGAAACAUUUUAAUUUCUAUUACUUUGCACCACCAGUCCUGACAGUUCUUCAUUCAGGAUAUUCAGCUGCCAGUCCUUACCUCCUUAUGUUGAUUAACUACAAAAUAAAGGUGAAGAUGGGAUCUUGCUGUUGCAAAGGAGAGAAAAAAACAGUAUCCUCAACAACUACAUCUUCAUCUGUAGAAGUGUCUCCAUAUGCUUAGCAAUUGAAAUUCUGUUCCAAAAAUUCUGUUCCAGAUAUACUCAAAAGAGAAUAUCAAGCUUGGAAACAACAGUGUGCUUGUCUCUGUGUGAGUGUGUAUUAGAGAGACAGAGAGAUGUAAUUGUCAAACUUUGUAUAUAUUUUAAAGUAGAACUUUGUCCCCUCCAGAAUGAGGUGCAGAGGUGUUUCAUAAAUGCAUGUAAACCAGGGUCUAGGUAUGUACUUACAUUUUGCAUUGUGCUGCAGCAGUUAUUAAUACGCAAAGACAGUUCUUUCCUUCACUGCACCACAGCUACCCUGUUUCCCCGAAUAUAAGACAUCCCCAGAAAAUAAGACGUAGUAGAGGUUUUGCUGAAGUGCGAAAUAUAAGGCAUCCCCCAAAAG